AUGCCGCCUGCAAACCAGGCCCCCGGACGUCCCGGAAAUCUCACUCCCGAGCAGGAGGCUAAGUUGAAGGAGUUCUGGCUUCUGAUCAUGAAGACCUUCGGCGUCCAGCCCCCUCCCUCGCUCCUCGAAUCCUCCGCCAUUUCGGCCACAGCUUCCAUCAAGUCUGCUAACGGCAGCACUGCUGUUUCCGAGACUGCGGAAUCCCACGACAAGAAGAAGAAAAGAUUCGGAGUAUUCCGAAAGAAGGACAAGGAGAGCAAGGAGAAAGAAAAGGAAAAAACAAACUCGUCGACAAUCAGCAGCCCCUCCAUCGCCAGUGCGACAACAACUGACGACAAUGAUAAAUACGGCCAAUCAAAGCAGUUCAAGACCGCUAUCGCCGAAAUGACGCCUGAGGAGCUGCGCGUCGCGUUCUGGAGUAUGGUCCAGGCCGAUCAUCCCGACGGCCUGCUUCUGCGAUUCCUACGCGCGCGCAAAUGGGAUGUCAAGAAGGCACUCGUCAUGAUGGUCUCCACCAUGCACUGGCGCUUGAAGGAAGUCGAUGUCCAGUCCAUUAUGUUCAAGGGUGAGGGUGCCGCGCUUGCGGAGCACGAUGAAGGCUUCCUGAAGCAGCUGCGGAUGGGCAAGUCCUAUCUUCAUGAAACAGACAAGGAAGGAAGACCCAUAUGUGUUGUGCGAGCUCGUCUUCACAAGCAAGGUGACCAAUCUGAGGAUGCGCUCAACAGAUAUACCAUUUACGUGAUAGAAACUGCCCGCAUGUGCUUGAAGGACCCCGUCGACACCGCGACCGUUAUCUUUGACCUCAGUGACUUUUCGCUCGCGAAUAUGGACUACGCUCCUGUCAAAUUCAUGAUCAAGUGCUUUGAAGCUCACUACCCCGAGAGUCUGGGUGUCUGCCUAGUCUACAAGGCCCCAUGGAUUUUCCAGGGUGUCUGGAACAUCAUCAAGGGCUGGCUCGACCCAGUUGUCGCGUCCAAGAUUCACUUUGUCCGUAACUCUGACCAACUAUCCGAAUUCAUCGACCGCGACAAAUUAUGGAAAGACCUCGGCGGCUCCGACCCGUGGGAGUACCAAUAUAUCGAACCCGUCAAAGGCGAGGACGACUUACUCCAGGACGUCGAGACGCGGGAGAAACUGCUUGAGGAGCGCGCGAAGAUUGUGAGAGAAUAUGAAGACGCGACCUGGACUUGGAUAUACUCGUCUUCCAGUGAGGCCCGGCAGGCGAGAUUUGACGUUGCAAAGCGUCUCAAACUGGACUACGUCGGCCUAGAUCCCUACCUGCGCGCUCGCACGGUUUACGACCGCAUCCACUACAUUGACUUGAAGCGCAGCACAGCCUAA
Myxozyma melibiosi is the source of this 1341-nucleotide messenger RNA. Its product is annotated as CRAL-TRIO domain-containing protein. The coding region runs from base 1 to 1341 and encodes 446 amino acids. The transcript is spliced from 2 exons. NCBI's taxonomy places the organism in Eukaryota, Fungi, Ascomycota, Lipomycetes, Lipomycetales, Lipomycetaceae. The record is from RefSeq and is a predicted model, not a curated record.